AUGAAACGCCGGUUUAUUAAUCUGGUGCAGGACACCUUGAAGAACGGCUCCUUCACGAUGCACCGCAUCAGAUCGUCGAGCCUCUUCCACCCAAGGAAACAUAAGGGAAACCCAUCGCCACCGACAUCGCCGGUAGAAGCCAAGCUGCCUAAACCCGUAUGCACACUCAAUCUUUCCAUCCGCAAGGAAAACGGCGGGGAGUUCAUGUUCAUGCCCUUUGGCAGCGGCAGGGACAAGAUCGUCAGCGCGGACCAGGAUGGCAUCGUCCUGGUUCACAACAUCCGCCAGAAGAGGCUCUCCAGCAUGCCCAGGCUCAAGUCGUGGAAUGGUAACUCCGUCGCCGUCACACUGGGCAACGACCUGUACCUCAUCGACAGGUGCCCUUACGAGCUUUGUCGGUUUCAGUCCUACCAAUCCUGCUUCAAAGCCCUCAUCCACGGUAAACCUCCAGCCGACGUGCAUGGUCUUCGAGGCUGGUACUGGCAUUCCCUUCCGCCGCCCCCCUACGUAGAGGCCUCCGGGUACGAGCCUAGCUGCGACUCCAAGAUCGACUCCUCCGCCGUUGUCCGUGACAGCAUCUGGUUCUCUGCCAGGGCUGGCAUUGGUACCUACUCCUUCGACACGGGCAGCCGCGAGUGGAGGAAAGUCGGCAGCUGGGAGCUCCCGUUCCGCGGCAACGCUCAGUACGUCCCUGAGCUCGGCCGCUGGCUCGGCUUUUCCCGUGGAAGAGAAAACCAGUUCCUCUGCGCUUCGGACCUCUCGGCGGCGGCAACGGAUGGGGCGGCGCCCACUCUGUGCCGCGUUUGGCAAGAGGAUAUGGCUACAUACCCGGAGAAUUGGGUGCUGCUGACGUCUGACCUUGUGCGUGUUGAUGCCCGCAGGUUCUGCAUCGCCAGGCAGUUUGAGGUCUGCGACGAUGAGUACCACUUCACUGACGAGAAUUUUGCUGUGUUCACGGGCGUGGAGCUGAAGCGUAGCGACACAGCUGAGGACGGGAUCCAGGUGGUCAAGCAUAAAUCCAUACGGUACAACUUUGAUCGUGAGCUGCUCCAGUUGGUAUGUUAA
Molecule: messenger RNA, 1065 nt
Organism: Lolium perenne
Lineage: Eukaryota; Viridiplantae; Streptophyta; Magnoliopsida; Poales; Poaceae
Source: RefSeq, a predicted model, not a curated record